Ananas comosus (pineapple) is the source of this 3590-nucleotide messenger RNA. Its product is annotated as autophagy-related protein 18f-like. NCBI's taxonomy places the organism in Eukaryota, Viridiplantae, Streptophyta, Magnoliopsida, Poales, Bromeliaceae. Gene Ontology annotation, molecular function: protein binding. Gene Ontology annotation, cellular component: cytoplasm. The transcript has 8 exons. The record is from RefSeq and is a predicted model, not a curated record. The coding region runs from base 483 to 3077 and encodes 864 amino acids. Gene Ontology annotation, biological process: response to starvation; autophagy.
AUCCGAUCACAAGCGAUCCUCUCUCCCUCUCUCUCUAAUAAUAAAAAUAAAAAAAAGCUCUCUCUUUUCCCCCAAUCCACCUAAUUUUUCGGCGACCAAAGACCCUCCCUCCUCGCCUCUUCGAUCGAAUUCGCGAAAACCCACAAAAAAGUUUCGAUUUUUAGUGCUGCCCACUUCGAUUUUCCCGUGUUUUUGCGUAAUUGUGCGUAAAGAUUCGAUUUUGGAGCGGAAAAAUCCGAUUUGAAUUUGAUUUUUGCGGUGCUUCGCGGUGUUUUCGUGGAGCGGACGAUGUCGGCGACCUAGGAUUUGGUUUGGGCUGUUUCUUCUUGGGGGAAAGACGAAAGAAACAGCCUAGGGUUAUGAUCCGAUCCGAAGCGAAUUGAUUGGAAGCAGGGAAGAAGAAAUCUAGGGUUUACUUUUUUUUGUUCAAUUUUUUUGGGGGAUUUAAGAAUAAUUGUUAAGGAAUUUGGAGGGAUUAAGAGAUGAAGAGGCUCUCGAGUUAUAUGCGGAUUAUGUCGUCGGGGGCGUCUACGGCGGCGUCGACGCUGCGCUCCGCGGGGGCUUCGCUCGUCUCCUCCAUCGCCAACCAUGAGGAAGAUGCGAGCCGUGAUCAGGUGCAUUGGGCUGGGUUUGACAAAAUAGAAUGUGAGGGCGAAGUGCUUCUCCGGGAAGUUUUGCUUCUGGCUUAUCGGUCCGGCUUCCAGGUCUGGGAUGUCGAGCAGGCUGAUGAUGUAAGACAGCUGGCAUCCCGACAUGACUGUCCCGUCUCCUUCAUGCAAGUGCAAAAGAAACCAAUCACAUCGAAGAGCUCUGAAGACCGAUUCGCUGACGUCCGGCCGUUGCUUAUUGUUGCCUGCGAGGGUUCUCCUACUGGAAGUGGAAACAGUGGUGAAAUGUUUGGCUCUCCUUCCAAUGGAACUCUCAAUGGUUGCCACAAUGUUGGAAGUGAACACUUGCCUACUUUUGUUUGCUUUUAUUCUUUAAGAGUCCACGAUUAUGUCCACAUAUUGAAGUUGAGGUCUGCUGUUUACUCAAUACGGUGCAGCUCUCGGGUUGUUGCAAUUUCCCAGGCAUCACAGAUUCAUUGCUUUGAUGCUGCGACACUGGAGAGAGAAUAUACAGUUCUCACUAAUCCUAUUGUUUCGGCGAUUCCUGGUUCCGGGAGUAUAGGCUAUGGGCCUCUAGCGGUGGGUCCAAGGUGGUUGGCCUAUAGCGGAAGUCCCGUUGCAGUUUCUAAUACAGGUCGUGUAAGCCCUCAACUGUUAAGCCCUUUUCAAGAUAUGUCCCUACCCCCUCCGAAUGGAAGUCUUGUUGCGCACUAUGCAAUGGAAUCGAGCAAAAAAAUAGCUGGUGGUAUAGUGACACUUGGUGAUAUGGGGUAUAAGAAGCUGUCCAACUAUUACCAUGACUUUCUGCCUAAUAACAAUGGCUCGGUGAAGCUCGGUAACUCUGGUGUGAGAGUUAAUGGCACUAUGAAUGGGCAUAUUCCUGAGAAUGAGAAUGUUGGAAUGGUCAUUGUUCGAGAUAUUGUUUCUAAGUUGGUCGUUGUUCAGUUUAGGGCUCAUCCAAGCCCAAUUUCUGCAUUGUGCUUUGAUCCCAGUGGGACUUUAUUAGUUACAGCUUCUAUUCAUGGUCGGAACAUCAACAUAUUCCAUAUUAUGCCUUCUACAAAUGGUAGUUCAGGAUCGGAUGCAAAUGGAAUGUAUAUUCAUCUGUACAGGUUGCAACGUGGCAUUACCAAUGCGGUCAUCAAAGAUAUCAGUUUUAGCGAUGAUAGUCAAUGGAUAAUGAUUAGUUCCUCAAGGGGGACUAGUCACUUAUUCUCGAUUUCUCCUCAUGGAGGGGGCUCUUCUGCAAACUUCCACUAUAGUGAGAACAGCUUUGUAAAUAACAAUUUUGUCGUGGACCCGACUGCUAAAACGGCCAUUCGUCGGCCCCAGACAACAUCCUCUUUUAAGCUCAGUGAUGAGAAGAGCAUUUUCUUUUCUGCCCCCCCAGUCACAUUGUCCGUAGUAAGUAGAAUUAGGAGUGGGAACAAUGGGUUGAAAGGUGCUGUUCGAGGAGCUGCGGCUUUUGCUACAGGCUUUGUCAGCCCAAUUCCUGGCGCCAUUGCUUCGGCUUUCCACAACUGCAAAGGCUUUAAUUCUUUAUCUGAUGCUAACUCAGCAUGGACAAAGUACUAUUUACUCGUAUUCUCCCCUUCUGGUUGCAUUGUACAGUAUGUGCUACAUCAAAAUACAGAGUUUAGCGACUUUUCUGGGUUAAGUGCCGUUUCUAAUGGAUCUUCAAAAGAAACCGACACUAAGUUUGUUGUGGAAGCACUUCAGAAGUGGGAUGUUUGCCACAAGAGAAGCAGAAGAGAUCGUGUCGAGAGUGUCGAUAUAUACGGUGAUCAUGGGAACGGAGAAAGCACGAAGCUCUUCCAAAAGGGUGUUAAAAAAGGGACAAGUGUCUACCCCUCCGAUAGUGCUUUUGAUGCGAAAGCCAAGCCUAGUGCUGAAGAGAAUCACCAUUCUUAUAUAUCGGAGAUUGAAUUGCAGAUGCAUGCUGUGCGGAUCCCACUGUGGUCGAGAUCUGGGAUGUGCUUUCAAGUAAUGAUGGAUGAGACUAUUGGAGGUGAUAAUUUUAGCGUAGAUUGUGGGGAAAUCGAGAUAGAAAGGAUCCCGACUCGUUCUAUUGAAGCAAGGUCAAAGGAUCUCAUACCGGUUUUCGACUAUCUUCAGGCAGCCAGAUUUCAACAAGCAAGGGCAAAUACUCUGGAUAUGUACAGAAACGGCCCAUUGAUGCGCCAAAAGUCCGGAUUGUCCGAAGACGGGAGAGUUUCAUGCAGAAGCAGUUGUAGUUCUCUCGACUGCAUGUCCGAAAGUGUCGUUGCAUCCGCUGAUCUAUCCAGCGGCACCUACCAUACAGAAGCUGAUGAAAGAAGCACUGUAAAUAACUGUACAGGUUCCCCAAACCCUACAAGCCAACUCGAGUUUGUAAAUACUAGUGAGGCCCUGAAAACUGAGGCCCGGCUCGGGUGUGUAAAUAACAUCAUAGAGAGCUUGGAAGAUGGAGACCUACUUUGUGGCUUCUGACGGCGGCUUCCAUUGAGAUCGCGGAUAAAAUUUGAGAAACUUCGUGGAUCAAUUGGUUAGAUCUUCCUCAGGUGUGUAGCAACUUAUUCUUUAAUUGUCCUUUAAGGUAUUGACCCGUAUUUUCGUACCGAUACGAGAGCGGUGCUAAAACUGUAAUCGAGAUAAAGAGAAGUGUGCGAGAGGGGGUUAAAUUGUUAAGCGGGAAGCUUUAAAUAUCGUGAAGUUGGGGAUUCCAUCUUGCAAGUAUUUGUAAAUAACAAGAUUCUUGGAUUACAUUUCGCAAUAAUCGUCUAUAAUGUGUAAAUAGUAGAAAAAAAAGGAAAAGAAAAAAAAAAGUGGAUUGAAGUUCUUAUUCCAAGUAUAUUUUCACCUUGGUAUAUAAGGAGCUGGUUUCUUUCCAAUUUAAUCUUUUGUUGCUCGAGUUGGUUGAUGUUCGAGUACAAUAUAAUUAAUUAUGUUUGGAUUAUCUUUUAGUCCUUAAUAUAUUCGUUAUCUGUGGCCGCGUUAUUCACA